This is a messenger RNA of Sporisorium graminicola, 1704 nucleotides long. RefSeq lists its product as uncharacterized. The record is from RefSeq and is a predicted model, not a curated record. Gene Ontology annotation, molecular function: transmembrane transporter activity. Gene Ontology annotation, cellular component: fungal-type vacuole membrane. Bases 1 to 1704 code for a protein of 567 amino acids. NCBI's taxonomy places the organism in Eukaryota, Fungi, Basidiomycota, Ustilaginomycetes, Ustilaginales, Ustilaginaceae. Gene Ontology annotation, biological process: transmembrane transport. The transcript has a single exon.
AUGGUGCCUUCAGGUGUUUCAUCAGAAGAGGCACGCUCGUCAUGUUCAUCCUCUUCUUCUUCGACAUCGACAGCGAUCACGACCUCUACACCACCACGCUCCAACUUCCCAUCAGCUGAUGCCACAGCCGUCAACACAGCUGCGCCUACACGACGCAACAGUCUCUCGCUCAACAAUGCUCUGUCCACCUCACCAUCCAGCAACGCAACAACGGGCGCCAAGGGUGUCUCACCCAAGUGUCUCGCUCAGCGUCUGCUCCAGCAACAGUACCCUGAUGACUUUGCAAAGUCCAAAAGCGACUGCGAUGUGCAGAUCGACGUCCAGACGUGUCCCAAUACCCUCGUCGCCAACACCCCUCGUGCAUCGUUAGACAAGCUCGACCGUCCCAAACUCAUCGACGCCACGUCUGCCUCUUCGCUCACCUCUGACUUGAGUCAAGAUGUGGAAAAGGCCGACCCAACAAUAGACUACGGUCCAGCACCCGACGGAGGCAUGCAGGCAUGGCUCGUCGUCGCCAGCACCUUUCUGCUCAUCAUGACCAACUUUGGCCUGCUCACAUCGUACGGUGUGUUUCAGAGCUACUACGUCUCUCACCAACUCGCACACCUCCCACCAUCGACGGUCAGCUGGAUCGGAAGUCUGCAGACCUUCAUGAUCCUCGGAGGGUCAUUUGUGUUUGGCAAGAUCUCGGACGAUCACGGCAGUCGAUGGGUGCUUGUGUGCGGCAGCGUCAUCACGUUCGUCUCGAUGCUGGGCGUGUCGUUCUGUUCGACGCUGAUCCAGUUGAUCUUGGUGCAAGGUGUUCUGUUCGGACUGGGUGGCAGUAUGCUCUUCCUGCCUGGAUGUGCGCUGGUGAACCAGUACUUUGACAAGCGCAAGGGCACUGCAAUGUCGGUCAUCAUCGGCGCCGCGUCCUUCGGCGGGAUUGUAUGGCCACUCAUAUUGCAGGCCCUUUUCGAUCAGCCCAAGAUCGGCUUUGGCUGGGGUGUGCGCAUCGCUGCCGUCCUUCUAGCCGUCCUGCUCACCAUCAGCAACGUGCUCAUGCGACCGCGUCUGCCACCUACCCACAAGUCACUCCAUCAACCCUGGUCCCAAGCGUGGACACUCCUCACCCAGGACCCAACCACCUACACGCUGUUCGUGGUCGGAGUCGCCGUGCUGUUCAUCAACUUUUUCGUGCCCUUCUUCACCAUCGCUUCGUACGCCAAAAAGGUCGGCUUCACGCCAUCCAUGGCAACGCACAUGGUGGCCAUCAUGAACGCGGCAAGCAUGAUCGGUCGUCUGGCGUCCGGCCCCCUCGCCGACAAGUACGGCAGGUUCAACGUGCUGAGCCUGUUUGGCUUCGCGAGCUUCUUGUCGCUCGUGCUGUUCUGGCCGAUCCCUGGUCUGACGCUGACCAAGGCAGGCGUGUACGCGCUGUCGAUCACGUACGGUGUUGCGUCGGGGGGCAGCAUUGCCACCGUGGCUUCGUGUGUGGCUCAGAUCUCGCCCAAGAACGCUGGUGCCAAGUUGGGCUUGAUGUGGACCAUGGCUGCUCCGGGAACGCUGGUGGGCCCCGUGAUCUCAACUACGCUCGUCAGCAGGAUGGACGGCAGGUAUACCGCUCUUGCCAUCUGGGCAGCGGGUACGACGCUCAUCGGCUCGCUCGUCAUCGCCAAGGUCAGGUUCCACCUCUCGAGCGGCAAGUGGAUCGCCAAGGUCUGA